AUGUCACACAGGAGGGGUCAUUUAACGCGUAAAAUACCCAAUGUUAAACUAAAACCACGACCAAAAGUUGCUUCAUCUGGCAUUAAUGAGCAACAUGAGGAAUUCUACGAUGAAGCUGAUGAUAUACACCUGAAAACGACAUCAGAGAAGCCAUUAGACGGUUUUGUAUUCUGCUCUACAGGUAUACUUAAUAGGCACGAAUUAUACAAGAAAGCUAUGGAAAUGGGUGCUACUUAUGAAUCCAAUUUCACAGAUAACGUUACACAUCUCAUAGCUAUAGAGUUUGGCAGUCCAAAGUAUAAUUGUGCGAUUCAAUUAGGUGCAACAGUAUUGUUACCAGCCUUUAUUGAACAAUCCUACUUAGAAUGGAUCGACGGUGAGAAUGUAGAUGUAGAAGCACUCAUUCAGAAGUACACACUUUUACCGUUUACCAAUCUUAUAAUCUCAAUGUCUGGUGUCGAAGCUGGUCCAAUUAGAAAAGAAAUUGAGAGGUCACUCAUCGCAAAUGGUGCGAACAUAUCGAGAGAUUUACACAAACAGUGUACACAUUUAGUCACUGAGAACACUACAUCACAGAAGGUUAAAUGGGCGAGAAAUUACAAUAUGAACAAUGAAAAUAAGAUCAAGAUAGUCUGGACAGAGUGGAUAAAUGCUUGCCUCGCCGUCAACGGCCGUCUACCAGAGGAGGAGUUCUCAACGGAGAAAGAACGCCCUGAUAUUUCCAAGUAUAGAGCAUCACAAGCUAAGCGUCCUGGUAUUCUACCCCAAGAGACCGAAGUACAACAACCAGUUAUCAACAAAAAGAGAAGUUUCGUUGAACAACCGGGUAACGAAGAUCUAGAGAAGGCUGUUUUGAAGAAGCAUAAAGUAGCAAAAUCUUCUCUGGUUGAAGGCAUACUUUCGCAGACUACCAAAUCACCAGUUAGAGAGAGAUCAACACAUAUAGAUACUUCAAAUAGUUUCUUUAAAGAUGAAUCAUUCAACAACACCUCAAACGCAUUCAAUAUGCCUACACAAACAAUACUUCCUGCAACCAACUCAUUUGCCAACAACAACAUCCAACCUGCUUCAUCUGCUGAUCAGGGUAAGGUGUUUAACAAUUACACAUUCUCACAUAGAGGUUUCGAAAAGUCAAAAUCACAUAGGCUAGACUUAGAGUUGGAAAAGUAUGGCGCUAGUGUAACUAAUUCGGUUAAUUUGGCAGAUGUGACUAUAGUUCCAUUCAACAGUGGUAAUACAUAUACAACAGAAAUACCCUCACUCACAAUAACUGAAUGCUGGGUUGAAAGGUGUAUGUAUGAAUCCAAAAUCAUUCCAUAUAAUAGUAGUCCGCUUUUCAGACCAUUCGAAAUGCCAACUAUUUCACCUGAAUUUGCGGCUUCUUUGUGUAUCACGUUUAGCGGUUUAGAUGAGUGUGACCGGACCCAAAUUAUGCGAUUUUUUAGAUUAUUAGGUAUAACAACUAAAAGCAGCUAUCCGCGUGGUAUAACCCACCUAAUAUCGGUAAUGCCACCGCGUGGUAAAAGGCUCGAAAGAGCAUUGGAAUGGCAAACACCUGUCGUUGAUGUCCAAUGGGUCUGGCAGACGAUCUCAACAGGACGGAUUUCUCCAAUUGAACAGUAUAUCUGGACACCAGAGAAGUAUAAACAAAAUGAGACCAAUUUCUUUGACUCUCAAAGUGAAACAACAGUACAGCCACCUUCUAUUAUGCUACCGUCAUCGCAAUCUUCUCCAAAACGAUUAUCGCAAUUGCAAUCUUCACCUACUGCUAAUAUUCCACUACGGAAAACACUCUCAACUAAUCCUUUCAAAAUAAAGAAAGAGAAUAGUAGUAAUGGAGAAUUACUUCAUGAUAGUAUAGUUCAGUUAUUGAAACAGGAAGGUGAGAAAAUAUAUCCAAAUAACAGCAAAACGAAAAAGCGACCACGCCUGAAGCGCACAUCGACCAGUGAUUCAGCCAAUAAUAGUGUAACACCAGCACCUAUACCUUUAGAAGAGCAAGUUGAUAAUCGUAAAGAAGUAACUGCUGCACCUUCUAAGGCAACUUCGUCACCAUUAUCGUCACCAUCCCCACCGCCUAGCAUCCUGUCACAAGUAAACAGUACUCAGACAAAUGGACAACAGAACGAAUCGCUGAGAAUAAUGUAUGAUGAUCCUGAAGCUAGAAAUGAACGCAAGAGGAUCCUUCAAGCACUCACAAAUAGCAGUAGUGAUACAAGGAAUGCAAUGAAAAGUGACGAAAACUAUGAAAGUUCCGAUAUUAUGUACAGAUUUGCUAAGGAGGAUUUCGAAAAACCUAUAGCCGAGAAUAGACCAAAGAGGAAUGCGGCUAAGGAGUCAAAUGAGAAGACUAACAAUCAGCAACAAUAUGAUCCGACCCAGCUUGAUGAGUUUUGA
Messenger RNA from Wallemia mellicola CBS 633.66, 2397 nucleotides. RefSeq lists its product as hypothetical. The transcript has 4 exons. Bases 1 to 2397 code for a protein of 798 amino acids. Gene Ontology annotation, biological process: mitotic G2 DNA damage checkpoint signaling; mitotic DNA replication checkpoint signaling; DNA replication initiation. The record is from RefSeq and is a predicted model, not a curated record. Lineage: Eukaryota; Fungi; Basidiomycota; Wallemiomycetes; Wallemiales; Wallemiaceae.